CUGGAAGAGGCAGGGGUCAUGGAGGUGGUGCAAGACACGACAGGAAAUUAAUUGGAACUGCAUCAAGAUAACAGGCAGACUUUACAAGGGCGAUAUCAGUAUCGUGAAGGACGCAACAGAGACCAUAGUUCGAGUAGAAUUGUAUUCUAUAUGUCAAACUACUUCUGUGAACCGAUCUCAUAUUGCCAAUGUUGGUGUGCCGACGAAAGAUGGUCGUUUCAGCAGCUACAACAGAACUCCAGCAUACGUAGCUGGUGGACAAAUGUCGAUGUAUGCCAGAGAUAGAUCAAAGACACCUACGCACGGCUCUCAAACGCCUAUGUACGAAAAUGGUUCUCGUACUCCUCAUUAUGGUUUAAUGACGCUGUCUCACAAUGGUUUGAGAAUACCAGGCCAUUCGGGAGUCUGGGACCCGGCUGUCAUAAAUAUUCCCGCCAGAACAAACGAUUCCGAUGGCUACAGUAUGGAAGAAUGUGACUCGCCUGGCUACGCGCCCGGAUAUCCCCCCACCGGAGGUCCCUUUACUGCACAAACUCUGGGCACCACGUACGGCUUGGGACAAAGCUUUAGUUCGUAUCAGCCUAUUCCUAGUCCUGUUGGAAAUGCUACCACGAGUCCAAGUCUUGCAGGAUACGUUGCCACUCCAUCCCCAAGUGAAACUGAAUAUACCACAAGUCCACAUAGAACAACAUAGUCCCAUGGGUUACAGUCCCAUGACACCUAAUAGCCCGUAAAAUCCGCAAACACCUAGCGCAGGGUUGGACAUAGGUAUUGGUUCCGGUAGUGCGGAGUGAGGCGGGGAUCGAGAAGUCGUCGGCAUAUUACUUUCGACUGACAACCAAGAAGAAGUGAUGAAACUUAACACGGAGGAAAUUAAGUUCUUGCUUUUUAUGUAAAAUGAAAGCUUCUAGCACGUAACUUUUUAUUUUACGUGCAUCAAUGUUGUGUUAUCGACCUUAUCUGCUAUACAAAUGGAAGCAUAUUGUAGCGUAUAAUAGUUUUGUAACUCCUUUAAUUAAUAUAUUAUUAAUGUAUAUAUAGAAAUUGUGCACUUUACUAAGUAAGAAAACAGGACAAUAACACAAGCUGAUUCGUGCAUCUUUCGUCUCUCUCCUGUCACUUCUCUUUUCCUUCUUUUACCUCGUUUCUUAGCACCCUUAUCUUUAGCGUCUAGCGCUUCUACUUUUCUUACAUAAUACUUACUCGGAUAAUGCCGCCUAGCUAGCGCUUGUUUCGGUUCACGCCACGUUCAAAACUAAGCGUACUAACUAAAACUGAAAACAAUCAAAUCUAAAACCAAAACUAAACUGAACAUGAGCUCAUCUUUAUGCACAGCAUAUGCGAUAAUAUAAAGAAAUAUUUAAACUAGCCUGUAUCCUACACUCGGCCAUCUGACGUCAUCUGUUCUCAGAUGUAUCAGUUUUCUCCAGGUGAAUAUGUUUCAGUCGUCAUAUUCCAGGGCUUCAU
Molecule: messenger RNA, 1467 nt
Organism: Harpegnathos saltator (Jerdon's jumping ant)
Lineage: Eukaryota; Metazoa; Arthropoda; Insecta; Hymenoptera; Formicidae
Product: transcription elongation factor SPT5
Exons: 3
Coding region: 263-694 (143 amino acids)
Source: RefSeq, a predicted model, not a curated record